GCGCGCGCAAGUGUGCGUGCUUAGCUUGCUCAGUGUGGUCUCAUCCAUCUACCGUGUCCGCGGCGCAGCAGGAGGAGGGGAGCAGGGCGGCGGCGGCCACCACCACGACGUGCGGGGCGCGGCGGCGGGGCCCAUGGAGGAGCACUCGCCCACGGCCGCGGCGGGCGGCGGCGAGCGGCGGUACCGCGGCGUGCGGCAGCGGCCGUGGGGCAAGUGGGCGGCGGAGAUCCGCGACCCGCACCGGGCGGCCCGCGUGUGGCUCGGCACGUUCGAGACCGCCGAGGCCGCGGCGCGCGCCUACGACGAGGCCGCGCUGCGCUUCCGCGGCAGCCGCGCCAAGCUCAACUUCCCCGAGGACGCGCGCCUCACCGCCCCGUCGUCCACCGCCGCCGCGGCCGCUCCGGCCGCAGCGCCGGCGCCGUCCGCGACGGCGGUGGCGGCCUCGGCCGCCGGCGCGUACCCGGACGCCAGCGCCGUCUCGGAGUACCUGCAGUACCAGAUGCUGAUGCAGGGAGCCGGCGGCCACGGCGGUGGCUUUCCUCAUCAGUACUACGGCGGCGCCGCCGCCGUGAGCAGUUCCUCGGGCUCAUACUCCUUUCCCGCCUCCUCCGUCACCGUGGCUUCCGUGCCGCCGUCCUCUGCUCCGGGCUACGGCGAGGCGGCGCAGUGGGCCGGCAACAGCUGGGCGGACGGUAGUGCGUGGAGCUAUCCGGCGACUACGGGUUCUUGGUCCGGUUCCGGCCACUACCCACCGUCGACUCGUCCUCCUCAAUAGCCCAUGCUCCAAUUCCAUAAUUCCCACGUCUGCCAGUC
Molecule: messenger RNA, 813 nt
Organism: Panicum hallii
Lineage: Eukaryota; Viridiplantae; Streptophyta; Magnoliopsida; Poales; Poaceae
Product: ethylene-responsive transcription factor ABR1-like
Exons: 1
Coding region: 134-775 (213 amino acids)
Biological process (GO): regulation of DNA-templated transcription; ethylene-activated signaling pathway
Molecular function (GO): DNA-binding transcription factor activity; DNA binding
Source: RefSeq, a predicted model, not a curated record